Molecule: messenger RNA, 1003 nt
Organism: Meloidogyne enterolobii
Lineage: Eukaryota; Metazoa; Nematoda; Chromadorea; Rhabditida; Meloidogynidae
Source: the annotation of a GenBank genome assembly
UGUUCCUCACAAUGAAUUUUCAAAGAAAUACAAUACUCAACCAUCUAGCUGCAGCAAUAACCUCGAACAAAACAUUCUCUCGCCCUCAACAUGGGAAAUUGUUGGUACGAGUCCAGAGCCAAAAAUGAAUCGUUUGUUGGUUUUUCAUCUUCUUCCACAAAAAGCAUCGCGAAAGAGGGUGUUGUUGGAAAAUACUCUUUCUGGAAAACCGGAAUAUGUUGUGGUAAAAGAACACCCAGAAGGGCCCAAAUGCGAUGAAAUGCUGGUCAUAUUUUCCAGAGAUAACUACAGAUUGUUGACUACUCCAACAUCUUCUAUCACUUCAACGCCGAAACCAACUCAAGAGGGAAGGAAGAGUUCAAUCGAUAGAGAAAUUACAACUACAACAUCAACUUAUACUAGUGCCAAUAAUGUCAGAACAACCUCACUGUCUGAGGAGACAUCAGAAAUUGCUCAAACUUCGAAAACUGCACCUCCUUUGACAUCUGCACCUCCUUUGAGAACUACAACAACAUCUGCUUCAACAACAAUGGCUACUACUACCAAAGGCUCUUCAGGAUUAGUGUUUUUUGCUGUGAUUAUCGUUGUUAUUCUGAUUGUUAUCGGGAUUGGAAUUGCUGCUUACUUCUUCGUCAUUAUGGAGAGCUUUGACAACGGGGAGAAUGAUGCUGAGGCAGGUAUUGUGACUAAGGAAGAUGUCACGGGGGAAGUUCAAAACAAGGAUAAUGUCACAGGAGAAGAUCAAAAGAAGGAAGAUACAAAAGAAGAAAAUCAAAAGAAGGAAUAUGGUGAAUCAGAAGAAAAGAAGGAAGAUCUCAAGGGAGAUAAUCAAGGAGAGGAUGAAGGCUCUAAAGACGAUAAUAAAGCAACAGAGAAGAUAGAGGCGACUACAAAGACGACUGCACCAACAACUGAAAGCCAAACUAAAGAAGAGCAGGCGAGUGCCGAAGAUAAGAAUAAAGAAGAGGGAGAGGAAAAGAAAGUCGAAACUCAAGAAGAUUAG